Xenia sp. Carnegie-2017 is the source of this 967-nucleotide messenger RNA. Its product is annotated as ribonuclease P protein subunit p38-like. The record is from RefSeq and is a predicted model, not a curated record. The transcript has 5 exons. Gene Ontology annotation, cellular component: fibrillar center; ribonuclease MRP complex; nucleolar ribonuclease P complex. Bases 178 to 939 code for a protein of 253 amino acids. Gene Ontology annotation, molecular function: ribonuclease P RNA binding; ribonuclease P activity. Gene Ontology annotation, biological process: tRNA 5'-leader removal. NCBI's taxonomy places the organism in Eukaryota, Metazoa, Cnidaria, Anthozoa, Malacalcyonacea, Xeniidae.
UCAUAAACAUUGCUAACGAAUUACGAACUGCAGUGAGGACUGCGAAAGUUGCGAACUUGGCGAAACACGUGCUAAUUUUCUAAUUUUAACAUGACCCAGCGGACAAGUGAACUCUUUUAAUUAUAGUUGAGUGCCAUUGAAUUAAAUAUUAUUUAGUUAUGUAGUCAAUGAUGUGCGAUGGUAUGUCAGUGCUCUGGAAAGUGCAAAAUGGCGGAUGAAAGGCAAUCGAAGUCGAAGAAAAAAACUAUAAAGUACUUUCUAUCGUCACCUUAUAAGUUGAAUUGGCCAGAACUAGAUAAAGGAGACAACAAACUGAUACUUGAUGCAAUAAAAAGUAUAUUUCCAAUAAAUGGGCUAAAACGUGAGAAAUCACUUAUAUCACAAGAAGACAGCAAGUUUGUAACUUGGCAAUCAAUAAAAAGCUGCAUGGCAAUUGGUGUAAAUUCUGUAACAAAAUCUUUGGAAAAAGAUGAGCUUGUCUUAGUGCUUGUAUGCAAGUCAACAAAACCUGCUCUGCUAACCAAACAUUUGAUGUUACUCAGUGCCACUAGAUCAACUUCAUGCUGUGCUAUAUUUGGACUUAGUGACAUUAUGGCUUCUUUUUGUGGAAUGAAAACUGUGGCUGCUUGUGGUUUUAAGAAAAAUCUUGAAGUCAACAUGAUAAAAGAUCUUACAGACUUCAUAACAUGCAAGAUUCCUCCAUAUCCUGAACAUUACUUAACUCUGUGGAAUAACAAUGGCCAUUAUGACUUUAAUAAAACUUGUGAAGAAGAGGAAUCAAAAGAUUGUCAAAAUAAAAAAUCCAAUGAAAAUCUCAAAAAGCAAAUGAAAAGAAAGAUAGAUGCAACAUAUGUCAAAACUAAAAUUAAAGGUCUUUCACCACGAGAAACUCCAAAAAUGAAAAAAAUUAAAAUAUCAAAAACCUAUGUAGUCAAAUGAGACAUAUAACACAAACAUUACCUUACAA